AAACACGCAGAAGUACACCCCCAUGCUUGUUGAUAUUGCAGUUUACGAUAAAUUCAAUAACUCGCUAUUGCUCACAAAGGUGGAUACCACCAAUCCUGGAACGGUCAUAAUAUACAUUGGCGGCAUGUUGUCGGACAUGAUGCAUCCAAAAUUUGUAUUUGACAUGGCUGAUAAAAUGCAUUUUGCAAGCUUUGUACAGCCAAUUCUACGGUCACACCCGUUCUUUGGAUUAUGGAGCCUUGCAGAUGAUGCAGAAGAUAUCGAGAGGGUGAUAGAACACGUUUGCAAAAAUUUUAGAAGAGAAUUCAGCAAAGGUAUGACAGUCGAUACAGCACAUGGCAACAGCGCUGAAUAUAGCGAACUGCCAAAAAUAAUACUACUUGGUCAUUCCACUGGCUGCCAAUCUGUUCUGCACUAUCUUAACACUCGAUUACACUCGUCAAAAAUUACCUGUGCAAUAUUUCUGGGACCGGUGAGUGAUCGCGAAUAUGAAGAAAGCGUCAAUCCGAAUCUGAGUUACAAACUUGAGCUUGCUCGGAAUAACCCAGAAAUGACGUUCUUGCAUUUUAAUUCUCCGGUGAAGGCUCAACGCUACAUUAGUCUUUUUACUAAGUAUGGCGACGAUGACCUGUUCAGCAGCGAUUUGCCAAACGAAUUUUUUAAGACUCUCAACAAGAGCGGGACACCUUUACAUUUUCUGGUCAUGAGAGACGACGAAUAUAUGCUUAAGAGCAAUGUGGAUUGUUUGAGACUGGUAAAUAACGCUGAUGUACGAGUUAUUGGUGGUGAUCAUGUCUUUGGAGGUGGUGUUGAUGAAAUGUUCGGUGUUCUAAGUGAGAUAGUGCAAAAGUAUCACUAGUAAAUAUUUU
This is a messenger RNA of Vavraia culicis subsp. floridensis, 869 nucleotides long. RefSeq lists its product as uncharacterized. The record is from RefSeq and is a predicted model, not a curated record. The coding region runs from base 23 to 859 and encodes 278 amino acids. NCBI's taxonomy places the organism in Eukaryota, Fungi, Microsporidia, Pleistophoridae. The transcript has a single exon.